AUGCAUAGGUGGGAAGUGUUAAUAAAGCAUACCAAUAUAUCAGUAAAAAGACUGUCGACCACGCGUUGGAGUGCACAUUAUAACGCCGUAAAACCUCUUCAAGAGAAUUUUGAAAAAUUUAUAGAAGCAAUUGAAGCUCUUUGCAGUACCAAUGAAAAUUUAGAUACAAGAGGAGCAGCUGAAUCUCUUUUGCCGGCAACAAAAGGUCUAUCUCUUGAUAAAGUUAUAAUAAAAAUAGAAGCUCUUAGUCUUUUUUUAAACGAAGAAAGGCAAAAUGUAGUUGACAAGGCACUAAAUAAAGCACUUUGUGUAUCAAAAGAACACGAUAUUCCAAUUGAGAGAAGAAUAAGAUUGAGAAAGAAGAUGGCGGGAGAAUUGAUAUGUGAUACUAAACUCACAAUAGAAGAAGAAAAUAAAAGAACUAUGUAUGAAUGUAUUGAUUGUCUAAAUGUUGAACUUCAAGCAAGAUCAAAACCAUUAAAAAAUAUUUUAGGUAUGUUUGAAUGUGUUCAAGCUAAAUUUUUAGUUUCUGAACAUAAUAAUGAAGAAGACUUGACGUUAUCUAUUAAAAAAUUAACUUCAUUCUAUGAUGAAAUAUCCCAUUAUGAACUAAUUUUUGAAAUUCCACGACUCAAGGGACAUCUUAAAGCAGCAAGAAUUAAUUUGGAAACGUUAGAAAAAGACGUAGAAGAAAUCAAACGAAGCUUAAACUUUCACGAACAUCUUUUUGAAGAAAAAAUUAAGACCACAAUUGCUUCUCAGGAAAAAAAACAUACAUCUGGCAUCGAUAAGCUAAAUCAUAGUUCCGACUAUGUUAAAAUAAAAAGUAAACUAAGAAAGAUGGAGGAUAGAUCUCGCAGAAACAAUAUAAGGGUUGACGGAUUAAAAGAAAGCGAAGGUGAAACAUGGAUUGAAAGUGAAUUAAAAUUCAGUAAAGUUUUUGAAGAUCAUUUGGGAUUAACAAAUAUUUGGAUUGAAAGAGCUCAUAGAACUGGCUAG
Messenger RNA from Hydra vulgaris (swiftwater hydra), 999 nucleotides. RefSeq lists its product as uncharacterized. The record is from RefSeq and is a predicted model, not a curated record. NCBI's taxonomy places the organism in Eukaryota, Metazoa, Cnidaria, Hydrozoa, Anthoathecata, Hydridae.